AUGCACGAAAAUUCAGAAUUGCACAAAACUAAUGUAGUUAAAAACUCUUUUAUUAAAACAAAUGCAAAUAUAUAUGCACAAAUAUCGGAUAGUCAUAAAAAGUCUAUGGAAGAAUCUAGAUUAGCUCUUGAUAAAAUAAUAUCUUCAGUAUUUUUUUUGGCAAAACAAGGCUUAGCAUUAAGAAGGCAUACAGACGAAUCUGCAAAUUUAAAUCAGUUAUUAAAACUUCGAUCGGAAGAUUCGACUGAAUUAAAUAACUGGUUAGGUAGAACAAAAUAUAAGUGGAUUUCUCACGAUAUAAUUAAUGAAAUUCUUAGCAUGCUGUCAUUAGAAGUCAUUAGAAAUAUUAUCAAACAAAUUAAAGAAAACACAUUUUAUGCCAUUUUAUUAGACGAAACUAGUGAUAUUACUGUCAAAGAACAAAUUUCGUUUUGUUUAAGAACAGUGGACAAAGAAUCGUUGGAAAUCGAAGAAUAUUUUAUGGGUUUUUACGAAACGCCUAAAACAGAUUCUGAUACUCUUUUCAAAAUUGUGAAAGAUAUUUUGUGUAGAUUGGAAUUAGAUUUUUAUAAUAUUAGAGGACAAUGUUUUGAUGGUGCUAGCAAUGUUUCUGGAAUUCAUAAAGGAUUACUAGCUAGAAUAAAAGAAAUUGAACCAAGAGCAUUGUUUGUUCACUGUCAAGCUCAUUCUUUAAAUCUUGUUACCCAAGAUAGUAUGCGAAAUGUAAAAAAUGCUAGAGAUGUACUAAAUUUUAUAAGAGAAUUAAUUACAUUUAUUAAACAAUCACCUAAGAGACUAUCUUGGUUUAAAACGAAUUAA
This is a messenger RNA of Sipha flava (yellow sugarcane aphid), 819 nucleotides long. RefSeq names its product zinc finger MYM-type protein 1-like. Bases 1 to 819 code for a protein of 272 amino acids. The record is from RefSeq and is a predicted model, not a curated record. Lineage: Eukaryota; Metazoa; Arthropoda; Insecta; Hemiptera; Aphididae. The transcript has a single exon.